This is a messenger RNA of Verruconis gallopava, 3558 nucleotides long. RefSeq lists its product as uncharacterized. Lineage: Eukaryota; Fungi; Ascomycota; Dothideomycetes; Venturiales; Sympoventuriaceae. The transcript has a single exon. The coding region runs from base 349 to 2904 and encodes 851 amino acids. The record is from RefSeq and is a predicted model, not a curated record.
CUCGCUGGGUUGUUUGCCCCCUUGCGUUUCAGCCGUGUGCUCUCACACAGUCUAAGUCGGAGCGCAACCAGACCCAGACCUGUCCUUUCCUUUCUGCUCCUGUCUCUUCGAUGCGUCUUCACGAUCCGUACCUUCUUUUCUUCAUGUAUUCACCGUGCGUUUUGCGUGCUGUGUCACCAAUCGUUUGAUACGUGCGUCUCUUCAGGUUGAUCCUCUUCUUCUGCCUUGCUAUUCUCUACUCUUUUCCUCUCAUUGAUUUCGUACCCACCAUUGCACUAGCUCAAAUGCGCCCACAUGUCUGAAUCAAGGCCAUUCGCUCACCAGAUGCAACUCUCCAUGUCGUCGUAGAUGUCGGACCCAAAUAUCACCACGUUCCAGGGGCGGAUGUGCACGAGGGUGAAGAGGCAGGUCACUACCACCGCUGCGCCAUCCAACCCGACCACCUCUACGUCUACGCCGUCGACAUCGACGUCGACUUCUACUUCUACUUCAACGUCGACUUCUACCUCGUCAACUUCCACAUCCACGUCGACGACAGCCACCGACAACGGGAGGCAGACAAAUGCCGCACAAACAACCACUCCGACAACCACUGCUACUCAGCAGAACGGCGGCUCCCCAAAUAGACAGCCACAAGAAACUACGAACCAAGUGGCCUCUACAACGUCGACCACUGCGCAAAGUGCGAAUCAGAACUCUCCUCCUGCGCAACAGCAACCAACCACUACAGUCGCGACGACGACGUCCAGCACAGACACAGCAGCUGCAGCACCUCCUAAAAACUCGACUCAGAAUCAAUCGCAGGCGCAGAAUACGCAACCCGCACAGAUCUCCAACGGGACACCCGACACACAAAAUCCCGUUCCGACCGCUCCUGCUGGUGGGGGCCAGAGACUGCCUGAUCCGGAACCCACUCCUCUCACUUCCCCGAAAGCUGGACCUACAAACAGCGCAGUGCCCGCAAAUCCAGCCGCGACGACUGCAAACUCUUCAGCAGCACAAGCUACAGCUGAGCCACAGCUAGCUGGCACAACGGCUGUAGCUCAGCCGGACUUGUCGCCCUCUCCUUUCUUGGUGACUUCCGGUGCAGAUGGCAGCACUGCAGUGCCAGCCUUCGAGUCAAUCAUAUCUCACGAACCUACGACUUCAACAACAACUUUCCUCAGCACGGCAACAAAUGGACAGGUAGCCUCCAUCACGUCGGCCGUUGUAAUUACGCCCGGAGCUCAUUCCGGGGAGGAUGGCCAUACCGAUGGUGCAGGACACUCUGACGCAAACCCCUCAGGUGGGCAGAAGAUGUCCGCCGGCGCAGUCGUGGGAUGUGUGUUUGGCGCGAUUGCUUUUGUAGCAUUUGCUUCUUUCAUCUUCAUGUGUCUUAAGCGAAGAAGAAAUGGUCACAAGAGAAACAGUGGUACCCCACUUCUGUCUUCCGGUGGCAGCAUCUCGUCCGCAAAAGCUGCAUUUGCGGCAAAAUUCGGCACCUUCUUUGAGAAGCGCCCUUCUGGAGAAAGCUUUUCCAAUGCUAAGGUGGCGAUGUCAGAGAAACUUGGCACCGUCUUUAAGCGUCGGCCUACAGGUUCAAAUUUCUCCAAUGUGAGAGCUGUGCUCUCUGAAACGUUUGAGGCUGUGUUCGCGAAGACGAAAGGAUCAGCAAGGGAAGAGACGGAGUCUAGCGUGGCUCGUAUGCCUACGCCAAAUCUCGAGCGUGGGAUGCGGGACGCAUCAUCAAGUGUGUACAGCAAGCCAGUUCGCAGCCGCUCGUCGAGUGUGCCUGUUAUGGCGCUUAAGACGAGGGCGAUGGAGUUUUUCAAGACUCGCAGAAGCCGAAGUCGAGGCCAUCUACGCAAGGAUUCCGACACCAGCUUUGUCGGCGAUAGGGUUGGGAAUGUUCCUCCUCGAUUACCAAGUCCGAUACCGCAACACCGACGCUCCGCGGCUUCUGUAUCUUCCUUCAUCCAGUCGUGGAGUGCAACAGAUGAGACGAACAAUCCUUUCCGGGAUCCUGAUCCGAACCAACCUCUCACAGUUAAGAAUCCUGACGCUUUGUCUCGAUCGAACACUCAGAAGACAAUUACCAGACUCCCUCCAAUAUUAAUGCCAGUGGCCUCGGGCGAAUCCCCUCCACUGCCAUCGUCCGAGAAUAGCUCUUCACGUUCGCCAGGCAUCCUCGCUGUCGGUUCCGGAGACGUUCCAACUAUAAAACCGCCUCAACAAGCUCGACAUAAGCGUUCGUUCUCGCAAUCGCAAAUUCAGAAUCCUUUUAAUGAUCCGGUUCCUAAAGGCCGACCUGUGUCACCGACGUCUGUCUACACAACUGCUGAUAGUGUUCUGCGACCGGAGUCCCGCCGACAUUCGAGAAACCACACCAUCUCGGUUGGGCGCCCCCUAAAACGCGAGCCAAGCAAGUCAAGUGUUGACUCUGGAUUUGUGUCCGCCACAUCUCCUGUGAACGAGAAAAAGGAGUCUGACGAUCAGAAGGGACCAGUCUCUGAUUUUGGGAGAGAAUGGCAAUUGUCUACCGUGCAGUCUUUCAGGGGUGCUAGUAGUUCCGUUCGAUCAUCAGUAUCAUCACAAGACUCACCGUUUGGUGAUGGAAAUCGCAUUUCAGGCUUCUCAAUGUUGAAUGGGCGCAAUCUGAGCUCCUCGCCUGGUCCAACCCGACCAGUCACGUCUCAAUACCCUUCAUACCUACUGGACCGACAAUCCCGCGUCUCUGAUCCCUUUGACCUAGAUCGUCCCGAAAUUCUCGGGCUCAUGAAGCCGUCAUGGACGCAGACUAUGGCCACAAACCGCACACGGGACAGUUCUGUCUCCAGAGCCCCUACCACGCCAGGAACGGCUCGCAAAAAUCCGGCUAACAAUUCUGGCUACUUCCUCAGCAGUGAUGUGUAUCGACCGGUAUGAGGGGUCUUCGAUACCAUUGGUUUCUUACUGCAAAUAUAGCUUGCAAAGUUUCGUUUCUUUUGUCGCACAAUCUUAGCGGCGACAGCUGUUUGUCUACUCCAGCAUUUUCAGUGGCGCAUGCACAAAAAAUCAUAGCUCCCAGCGUAGCCUUUACAUUUUGUGUUAUUUCCGGUAUAUCAAUGACGGCAAUUACGAAUGGGAUGGGUCGGAGAGCAUUGGGAAAUUUUGAAACGAUCACACUCGCUUGAAAUGUUAUCUACGACGUGUAUACCCUCGCUUUGCAUCGUGUUUUUUGGGCAAUGGAGAGAAAGAGAAAAAGAAGGGAAAUGUAUGUUUUUUAUUGUUAUAUGUGUGUUGUUGAAUCUCGCUGUGCGACGACGUUCUUCAGCAUCACCAUCAACUGCCAUCCGUCCCAAGCAUGAGUGGCCAAGAGGCCUGAGGGUCGAUGAUUCAGAGAGCAGGUUGGACCACAUACACAUGAGCAGGUCUUGUUGUUAUGGCUACUAUCAGUGAGGCACAAAGGGUUGAGCGUAUGUUUGAGCGGCGGCCAUGAAGUCAGGCUCGCUGAGAACGGAUAGCACCGCACUGGGGGCUUGUCAGCCUAGAAACCGUGCUUCAGAGAACAGAAAUACCAAGUGCCACACCCCUCCGAGC